Messenger RNA from Rhipicephalus microplus (southern cattle tick), 1346 nucleotides. RefSeq names its product UDP-sugar transporter UST74c fringe connection (gene frc). NCBI's taxonomy places the organism in Eukaryota, Metazoa, Arthropoda, Arachnida, Ixodida, Ixodidae. The record is from RefSeq and is a predicted model, not a curated record.
CACAUCGUGACGCAUUCGGCCCGUGUGUGUGACAAGCGUGCACGCGCUGCACGCAGGUGCUGUGGCCUUGUGCGAGUUCUAUAGUCGCACCUUUUCAGCGUACCGCCUGUGUUACGCCGUCGUUUGUCACCUAUGCGCAUAAAUUCUCUCGACGCGGCGCUAGCCAAAGCGCCACGAAUACCACCCGCAUCUCUUGUGAAAGCCAUGGAUGCAGUGCCUCCUCGGUGGUGAUACAGCCGUGUUUUGUUUCGUACCGAGCUAGUGAGGAACCAUGGACGAUCCGCUUGUAACCAGGAUCAGCCCUCGGGCCAAGGUGCUUUCCGCUCUCUUCUACGGCGUCGUCUCGUUCCUCAUCAUUAUUAUCAACAAAGUCGUGCUCACUACCUACGGGUUUCCUUCGCCGCAUUUCUUGGGGGUGGGUCAGAUGGUUAUUACCAUUAUCCUGAUAUGGGCAUUAAGGCAAGCAGGGUUUAUAGACUUUCCAAAUAUAUCGAUGGCCACGUGUGCCAAGAUACUGCCGCUUCCCAUAUUCUUUGGAGCCAAUCUAGUGUGUGGCUUGGGAGGCACACAAAAAAUUAGCUUGCCAAUGUUCACAGCAUUACGUAGGUUUUCCAUUCUCAUGACUAUGAUCGGGGAAUACCUGGUGCUGAGGAAAAGGCCUCAGACAGGUGUUGUGAUCUCUGUGUUUGCCAUGGUGGGAGGUGCAAUGAUAGCCGCGUGCAAAGACCUGUCCUUCGAUGUUGGCGGCUACACGCUAGUCCUGCUCAAUGAUUUCUUCACUGCGGCCAACAUCAUAUGCGUUCGCAAGGUUGUCGACGCCAAGGACCUCACAAAUUACGAACUGCUCUUCUACAAUGCCUUGCUCAUGGUGGCACCCCUGGCUUUUCUGUCGUGGGCCAUUGGUGACCUGACAAUGGCGCUGGAGUACCCGCAAUGGCUGGAGCCUGGAUUUCUGGGUGCCUUUCUUUGUUCCUGUCUGAUGGGCUUUAUGAUAAUGUACGCCACAGUGCUGUGCACUGCGUAUAACUCUGCUCUCACCACUACCAUCAUCGGCUGCCUAAAGAACAUAAUGACCACCUAUGUCGGAAUGUACGUUGGUGGUGACUACAUCUUCAAUCUUUCCAACUUUGUGGGCCUUAAUAUUAGCGUUGGCGGAAGCCUGCUGUAUUCUUAUCUCACCUUCAUUCAGAAGCAGAGCAACCAACAGAUGCCAACAACACAGUCAAAAUGAUGCCUGGUGUAUCAAGUUGAAGAACAAGAGAAGCUCAGACCCGAUGCACAUGCUUCGGCGUCUGGACCGAGUUAUUCUUUUUCAAGAUCAAACAGCCUUAUUUUCAGUCUGCGAU